Alosa alosa (allis shad) is the source of this 705-nucleotide messenger RNA. RefSeq names its product vesicle-associated membrane protein 2 (gene vamp2). Gene Ontology annotation, biological process: SNARE complex assembly; vesicle-mediated transport; vesicle fusion. The record is from RefSeq and is a predicted model, not a curated record. The transcript is spliced from 5 exons. Bases 308 to 643 code for a protein of 111 amino acids. Gene Ontology annotation, cellular component: plasma membrane; SNARE complex. Gene Ontology annotation, molecular function: syntaxin-1 binding; SNAP receptor activity. NCBI's taxonomy places the organism in Eukaryota, Metazoa, Chordata, Actinopteri, Clupeiformes, Clupeidae.
CAUCUUUGUUCCUCUAAUCCAAGCGUCUAUUUUUUAUGUGUAGGAUACAUAGUGACACCGAGGAGACUCGCGCUCACUAUAAUAAAGGGACAUUUACGAGGCGCGGCACAGACAACGCGUCAAACAAGCUUUCGCGCGAAGAAAAAAAGGGGGGCAAAAUAAAUAUAAUCCUCACCGGCUGAGAACUCGGACGCUUUUGAAAUAACAAGUGAAGAAAUUGGUAAAGGAGAAAACGCCUAAGGCUGUCCAUCCAACCAUUCAGACAUACAUUCCUGUUGGACUUCCAUACACAUAAACCACACAAAAAAUGUCUGCUCCAGCCCCAGCCGGUGGCGCUGCCCCAGAAGGAGCGAAUCAGCCUCCCAACCUCACCAGCAAUCGCCGUCUGCAGCAGACACAGGCUCAGGUCGAUGAGGUGGUGGACAUUAUGCGUGUGAACGUCGAUAAGGUCCUGGAGAGGGACCAGAAGCUCUCAGAGCUGGACGACCGUGCUGAUGCUCUUCAGGCUGGGGCCUCACAGUUUGAAACCAGUGCUGCCAAGCUCAAGAAUAAGUACUGGUGGAAAAAUGCCAAGAUGAUGAUAAUCUUGGGAGUGAUAGGGGUCAUCAUCCUCAUCGUUAUCAUUGUCUACUUCAGCUCUUAAGAAGGGCGGCUCCUACCCCAGGCUGCACUCCAGACCUCCCGAUUUCCAGAAGAUUCUAUGGA